Messenger RNA from Rhipicephalus microplus (southern cattle tick), 1802 nucleotides. RefSeq lists its product as uncharacterized. The record is from RefSeq and is a predicted model, not a curated record. Lineage: Eukaryota; Metazoa; Arthropoda; Arachnida; Ixodida; Ixodidae.
AUGAACGUACGCCUGCGCGCCAACGAACCUGUGAGCAGACUGGCCGAACAGCUGAAAGCCGCUGGCGGAGCAUUGGCCGUCGCAGAGUUGGACUUCACGAAUUGCGUCGACGUCGACGUCCCGCAUCUGCUUCCAGUCAUCGCCGAAUGCAAGCAGCUGCAACGUCUGCGGUGCGCCGCCUGCGCCAUACCAUCGAGCGACGUGGUCCGGCUUGUGGUUCAGCAGCUACCACACCUUGUCGAGGUCGAGUUUUCUUGCCUUGGUAGAAGAGAUUCCUCGGGUGCCGAGAUUGAUCCCAUCGUACCGUCCGGGAACCCUCGAAGCGGCGGCGCUUCCAACCUGCGACGCGUAUACUGCGAAGUGGGCCGGGACAGCAAUUUCGCCCGACUGCGUGCCUUAAUGGAACACUCUCCAAAUGCGGCCCACUUACACGUGCACCUAUUGGGCGGCGAUUUCUGCAAGGCUGUUCGAGAAUGCCACACCCUCAUCGUGACGUGUACACGGCUGGAGACGUUCACCUUCACCUCGGAGCUGCCCUCGCCUUUUCAGAUCGAGCCGGUUGUUCCGCUCUUUUUCGCCAAGUUUGCCGCAGUCUGUGCAAACAUCAGGUACCACUGGUCGAAUAACCUCUGGAGUUGCCUUCGACUACAGGACCUCGUGGUUGACAGCGUUGAAAGAAGGUGUAUGCCAUUUCAAACUGUCCUGGUCGCUAUUCAGGAUCAGAAAACGCCGGACAGGAUUCUUUUGGCUAGCCAGAAGCACACGUGGCAACACGUGCGCCAGCUAUGCCUCGUGCUGUUGCCACCAAGCCAGACCUGCGUAUACCCAGCCGCAGGCGGCAGUUACCUCGAUUGUCUUCGCGUGUUCAGCGCAAGGCUGAGACACGUCGUGGAGGUUAACAUAAGCACGUUCCACUUCGCAACAGGCCUCGACGUGAGCGCACUGCUUCAAGAAGGCUCGCUGCAGUUCCUGCAGUCACUCUCGGCUCCCCCUUGCGGGUUUCGCUGCGUCUCGGCUCUGCGCCGUCUGUCGCUACACUGCCCUGACUUCAGGGAACUGGACGUGCGCUUCGAGACGAGGGGCAACUUGUCCCGGUGCGAGGGCUGCGAGGAUGAAAGCUCGCUUGUCGCCGAAUUUCGCAAUUGCACCGGUCCCGCCUUUCCGAAUGGACUUGCGAUGUUGACCUUGUGCUACGUUCGAGACGUUAUGUGCCGGUGGUUGAUCGAAUGCUGCUGCCCAAUGGCCACACUGCGAUUGUCAUAUUGCCCUUCGAAGUUGGACUUCGGGCGUCUGUGUAGCACUCUCGCCGACAGCACCGGGACGAGCUGCUUCAUUUUACAGCACCACAUAUUUCGGUUGGACGACGUGGAUUUGCCUACCAACGUGCGCCGCUUGGCUGAUCUCCGGUACCUGUACCUUUUAUUGGAAACUCCUCUUUCACCCAAUGCGGCAUUGCUUGCCGUAACCAAUGCCUGCCAGAGCCUACCACAGCUGAAGUGCCUGCACGUUCACUACCCGGACGUCACUGACCCUGCGAUUCUUAAGACUAUCACGUGGCUACGAGGACUUCGAGGGGUACAGGGUGAUUAUCGCGUGGUUCAAGAUGGCCCCUGCUUCCAAGCUUGUUCGACAGCUACGUUCAUCGGACUUAUAAAGCCGCUGAACCGUCACAUUCAGCCGAUGCUGUAACUUGAAGCCGCGAUACUUUUAUGAAUGACACGCAAAAAGUUUGCUGUAGAUAGUAUCACGUUAUCGUUUCUUACGUUUUACAUGUGCACUAAUAAAGGAUCCAGACUGCGUAC